AAUUUUGAGUGAGAAACCUGUGUUGCGGUAAGGCGGAUAAAGCGAGAGUGAGCUGAGGACUGGUGUGUGGGGGGCGGAGAUACAAAAACAUUACACGGGGACCAGCAAGGCAUUUUGAGAGGAGCCAAAAAAUCUCAAAAGUUAGCGUAGCAAACGAGAAAACGCAGUGGUGGACAGAGAAAAACCAGAGUCAAGAAAACAAGUAUAAGACAAGCCAGCUAAUUCAGGGAAAGUACUGAAGUCAAAUAUAAUCCCCAAAUUUCUUUACGCAAAAGAGAAAUCUCUAAAAACUACAUAUAUAUCGCAAGUAACGAUGAUGUCAGUAACGUUAAGUCUCUAGUGACAAAAAAAAUGUCAAAUAAAAAGCUCUUCUUUUUUAAACCAUAGUAUUCAGUCUCCGUAGAGACUGUCAAAAAUUGCCAUUGCCGACUAUAUUUCAAGUCGUCAUGGCGGGGUAUUGGGAAAAGUUUUCAAUUAGCAAUAAUCGCGCCUCGGAUAAUCCUCAUUGGCUACGAUACUGCCACUGCGCAAAGCUAACCAAUGCUUUCCCCUACUCAUCACCCCCAAUAGGCAAGGUUCCUAUUUCAGAAAGGCGAUCUUGAGUCUCAUGGAAAAACCUUCAAUUAUUGUUUGGUUGAAAAUUAUACGACCAUACGACGAUCUUUCGGAAUGGAAAGGCUGUUUCUGAAGAUCCUCUUGCUUGAUUUUACUUACCCAGGUUUUGACGAGCAUGAAGCAAAGCAUUAUGGGAAGUAACAUGCUAAGAAAUGAAUUGGGCGAACGAGACAUAGGCUCAGUGUCAAGGUACUUGUGAAUAUACUUCUCAGACAACCCAGCCACUGAAAGGUGGGAACUUGAUUGUAUUACGGUGAGUGGAAAGGAUCAUAAACACUGAAGUUGAGGGCGAAUCAAAGGUGUUAAAGCUUCUAUCUUAAGAGAGUAUGAAUUCCUAAGUUAGCGCUGUUUGGAUGCACGAUUUUCCACUCAGGACACGAGCCUCAACCUCUAAACACUUCUCCCAGAGACGGCAACUCAUUGGCUUAGGAGGAGAGAGCGGCACACCGCGAACCAAGUUUUGAAACCUCUGACCAGGAAGAGCCGACAGGGGCGCUACUGGACAAACUGGGUCCCUCAACUAUGAAACCUAGAGAAUUGUGGGACUUGUAGUUUUUCUUGCAUCAUUUAAGUUUCGUGAACUACAUUUCCCAAAAUGCAAAUAUAGCCAGUCAGUCCCACUGUCGGACAUGAAAUGUCACUUAAGCUGUGAAAGAAAGAAUGAGGAUGAGCUGUGGGUUGACUUUCAGGGCAGCGAAAGGCCUUUGGAUGGUGAACCUCAGCCGGCAGUGCUCACAUGCAUCCAUUGGGUUAUUUGUGCCACCCAGUCCUCCUGUGGACCCUGAGAAGGUCAAAGAAUUACAGCGCUUCAUCACCCUUUCCAAGAGACUCCUAGUGAUGACGGGGGCAGGAAUCUCCACCGAGUCGGGGAUCCCAGACUACAGGUCAGAAAAGGUGGGACUUUAUGCCCGCACUGACCGGAGGCCCAUCCAGCAUGGGGACUUUGUACGGAGUGCUCCAAUCCGCCAGCGGUACUGGGCGAGAAACUUUGUGGGCUGGCCUCAGUUCUCCUCCCAUCAGCCUAACGCUGCACACUGGGCUUUGAGCAACUGGGAGAGACUCGGAAAGCUGCACUGGCUGGUGACCCAAAAUGUGGAUGCCUUGCACACCAAGGCGGGUAGUCGGCGCCUGACAGAGCUCCACGGAUCCAUGCACAGGGUCCUCUGCUUGCAUUGCGGUGAGCAGACCGCCCGCCGGGUGCUGCAGGAGCGCUUUGAAGCCCUGAACCCCACCUGGAGUGCUGAGGCCCAGGGCCUGGCUCCUGAUGGUGAUGUCUUUCUCACGGAGGAGCAGGUACAGAGCUUUCAGGUCCCAUCCUGCGCUCGAUGCGGAGGCCCUCUGAAACCAGAUGUCGUUUUCUUCGGGGGCACCGUGAACCCUGACAAGGUCGACUUUGUGCACAGGCGCGUCAAAGAAGCCGACUCUCUGUUGGUGGUGGGGUCGUCCUUGCAGGUGUACUCUGGUUACAGGUUUAUCCUCACUGCACGGGAGAAGAAGCUACCAAUUGCCAUACUGAAUAUUGGGCCCACACGGUCGGAUGACUUGGCGUGCCUGAAACUGGACUCGCGUUGUGGGGAGCUGCUGCCUUUAAUAGACCCACGCUGACCACGGUCUGGUGUUCCAGAGCCGGGAGCUGGGACUGUCACUUGUAUCCUGCUGCUGAAGAUCCCUAAGGAUUCCAUCCCUUCUUCCUCUAUGGAAGCUCACGGAGUGCAGCCUGUAGAGGGCAGCAAACCAACGUUUCUUUGCCAGCCCAUCUGUGAACGGCAGGUUUCAAAGCCAAGGAGUUAAGAUCUUCAGGCUGAUGAGAUUUGUCCUUGAAGAAAGACUUGUUUCAAAGCAGCAGCUUCUCCUGAUAGGAAAAGUGCUUUCACUUCCUUUUUAUCUCACCGGCAGAAGAAAUAGCCCAGGAAAUAUGGAGGCUGGAAUGGUCUCUAGAGUGCUAACCUAGGGAUCUCACUAAUGUGGGAGGUAAGGGGAGAAGGAAGUGACUUCAUUUAUAAUUCCAAAUAGUUAAAUGUCUUUCACUGAACUGGUGUAAUAUAUUUUUUUGAAAAGAUGAACAAUGCUAUGAAUGAAUUUAUUAACCAAGAAAUUAAGGGAAUCAUUUUUUAAAUAGCUCACCAUGUAUGUGGGCAGUAUGUUUCUAUUUUUUAAUCAGCUAAAAGCAAAUGGGGCUUUAUGACAUGGUUCUCUAAGGGUUUCUGCCAGAAUGAGACACCUGCCUUGAACCUGGUCUGUAGAGAGGAAACAGUGAAUUCCCAAGUGGGAUCUUAAAUUGAUUUGUUUCUGCUGAGAGAAGCAGCAAGACUUGUUUGAUUACUGUGUUAGCCAGGAAGAAUCACUGUACCAGGCUAAAGCUUUCUGUACAAUCUCAUCAAAAGGUGAAGCGGAUGAAAGAAUCACAGCCUAUUCCGGGGUAGUCUUUUGUCUACAAGUAGGGCAAGCAAUAAAUGUUCAUCCUGCAGCUGCCUAGGAAGCACAUUUCAGUUAACUGGGAUAACCCACGAUCUUGAAAACACAAAGACUUCUUUUUCACCUCUACAACUGUAGGUUUGCUCACAGCCAAAAACCUUGCUCAUAAGGUUGUUGGAAAUCUCAUGCCAAUUGUUUUGCAGACGGAGAUCCUAAGGUGCUUUGGGCCGAGCUGGAUUUACUCAGUCAUCCAGAGUCGGUAACAAUAAUUGUAUUCAAAUCUGGGUCUUUUGAAUCUCGAGCCAUUCUCAUCCACAAAUCUCACAAAUGGUUACUGACAACACUAUAGAUGAAGGUACUAAGGUUCCAAAGAUAAAACCUCUUUCCCUCAAGUGGCUCACGGGGGAUGUGCUAUUUCUCCCCCGCUUAUUCUCUACCAGCAAAUGUCACCGAGCCAUGCAUGGAAUGACAGGAUGAGAGAAAAUUUAGCCCAUCCCACCUUCAUUUUUGAGGAAACUAAGAUCCAGAUUUACCUAAGGCCACAGUCCAUAGUUUCAGAGCCAGGUCUGGAAUCCAAGUAGAUUUUCCUCCCAGUUCUUUUCUUUUUACACAACAAUGCUUCUCAUAUGUCUGAAGAUUAUGGUUAGAAAGAAGUCAGCCUGAAGUAGCAGCAGAAGCUAGCAGUACACCUGGCCAAGGAGACCAGGAAUGGUUAAUGUGGUGGGCAGUAGAGAGAUUAGGUUGCCAGGGAGAGAAGGCAGGCUGUUUCAUCACCUAAUGCUGGCACAAUUCACGAAACCAAGUCUUGAGGGCCUUAGGAAUGUUCCUUUUGUUCAUAUUUCCACCUGAGAUAGAAUUCUUUCCAAAAAAAUUUGUUUCAGGAGGAACGUGGUAUUUCCUGAAGCUGUUUCUCAUGUCUCCUUACUUUACACCUUUAGCUUUCCACCAGCAUGGCAGUUCCUAACCCACUGAGUGCCCUCGGUUUGAAUAACAUCUACAAGCAGGCGUUACCGGAUUGUCACUACCCUGCUUACAUGGGUCUAAUGGCGUAAGCUGAGUUUUGGGCGUAACUUUUGGUCAUCCUCUUCCUCAGGUGCUUCCACAAUUCUGCUCUGCUAUCACAGUUUCAGUAAGUAGGCGUUACAAAGGCUAACGGGUACAUAAGACUUGAAACCUCCUUCCCACUAACUCCUAUUUUCUUUCUUCUGCUGUCAUAAAUUGAAUAUCCUUCUCUCACCUCUCCCUUAAAUAAUAGCAUUUAGUGAGCACACAAUACCCAAAGCAGCUUGUGAAGCAUUUUACAACACAUUAGCUCAAUAAGAAUUAACCCCGCAAGAGAUGCUUGGGCGUGCAUAAAGGUCAGUCUUCAGUGAAUGCUGAACUUUUCCUAAGAGGAUCAAAGGAAGGACCAAUAAGAAAUUCAACACUGGGGCGGCUGGUUAGCUCAGGUGGUUAGAGCGCAGUGCUCGUAACACCAAGGUUGCUGGUUUCA
Hipposideros armiger (great roundleaf bat) is the source of this 4522-nucleotide messenger RNA. It is a transcript of the gene SIRT4, whose product is annotated as sirtuin 4. Bases 1276 to 2220 code for a protein of 314 amino acids. Gene Ontology annotation, cellular component: mitochondrial matrix. The transcript is spliced from 6 exons. The record is from RefSeq and is a predicted model, not a curated record. Lineage: Eukaryota; Metazoa; Chordata; Mammalia; Chiroptera; Hipposideridae. Gene Ontology annotation, molecular function: histone deacetylase activity, NAD-dependent; NAD+ binding.